Messenger RNA from Sus scrofa (pig), 1149 nucleotides. RefSeq lists its product as uncharacterized. Lineage: Eukaryota; Metazoa; Chordata; Mammalia; Artiodactyla; Suidae. The record is from RefSeq and is a predicted model, not a curated record.
GGAGCGCCGCGCGCAUGCGCCCGGCCCGGCGCCCCAGCCGGUGGGGAGGCGACGCGCCGCGACCCUGCGCGGGGAGGGAACCGCGGUCGGUUGUGCGGAGCCCGCGGCCUGAGUCUCGGACGAGCAGCUCGCCCACACGUUCUCCUGCUGGUGGACGCGGAGCCGAAGGCUUGGACCUCGAGGACCAAGAAGUGCGAGGACCCUGGAGCGGCGAUUGCGCACGGGAGACAGGCUGCCCGGCAACCAAACUGUUGCUAUCGCGCUUAUUUCGGUGGAACCGAAACAGGGAGGCUUGGAGAAGCACGGGAGGAAACUAUAGGAGGCUUGGCAAAUGCGUAAACUGUCCUUGGGAGAAAAACAGUCAAGUGGUGGAAGAUCAGUAUUGACUGCAGCUGCGUUCAACUUCUGGAACCUGAAAGUAAAGUUGGGUCACGUGGGCCGUACGCCCUCUUUCUCCUCUUCUGCGCCCUCAUCCUGCCUGGAAAAUCCCCGAAGAUCACAGUGGUCUGUCAAAUUCAGCAAAUCCCUGUGCUGCUGCCCAGAGGCAGGAGAGCCACCUCCCCCGCCUUCUCCCCGACUCCUAAGGAUGGGAUUCUCGCUCCAGAAGCAAAUAUGAAAAUUUUAAGAAAGAAAAAGCCCGUUCGCUUCGUUUAUCUUCCCCCCAAGAAUCACUGAAAACGUUCGUUGUCCAACUUAAGUUGCCAGUUUUCAGAUCCCUGAAAAAGAAAAUUUAGUAGAUAGGCUCUGAUGUAUUUUGGAAGAGCAAAAGAGUAACCAAAAUGUGUUUUCAAAACUCAAAGCUAAUUUUGUAGUAGGCCUAGUAAUUGAUAAAUCUGUUACUGUGAAAAUAUUGCACGGAGUAUUUGUCUAGGUCCUGAGGGAUUGUAGCAGCUUUAUUACAGGCGUGACAGAAAAUGAUUAAAAAAAUGAUCAACUUUAAAAAAGGAAUUCCAUGUACCAUGCAUUCUGCACACUAAUUUAUCACUUCAGUGUGUUUGAUCGUUUUUAUCUGCCCCAUUGUCAAAAAGCAUCGUAAAACAGCAAACUAAAAUGUAAUGGAAUGCGGCAAUUCAUAAACCAAUGUAAAAUAAACACCUCCACGUGAUGGUGCUUGUUAUGCUGCCAAUAAAAGUCACAUUUUAAAAUAUU